CUAUUUCAUGAAAUAUGAUGAGUUUCCUUCCCCCUUCCUUAAUUGUAGGGGAAAAAGUGUACUUUCUGGUCCCUCCUGUGAAUUGUGGACCACAGAUACAGAGAGAAAACAAAUUGCACAUACAUGAAUAUUAUCCCCGGGAUCUGAAGACUCUAAAAAAUGCUCUUCAGGAUUGCCAUGGAUUUUUCUGAAGAAAAGAAUCUGUGAAAUUAUGUGAAUAGAGGCCAUUUUUCAAAGCCAUGGGGGAAAGAGAAAGAAGUCCAGGUACUGGUAAAGAAAGUAAGGCAGGCAGACAUUAUUACUCUUACUGUUCAUCUGAUUUUGGAGCUACACCACAGUCUUCUGGCCGGUCAUCGCUGGUCCAUCCGUCCUCACCGGCAAGUAUUAAGAGAAAAAAUCCUAAAAAACAAAUUUCAGACAGCCAAGUGUGUCAUCAAGUCCCUAGGAAACCAAGCCCUAAGGGUCCACCAAACAGAAGGGGAGUCCCAGCGGGAUUUCACUCCCAGGGCCUCAAUAGGGAGCCACUUCGGAAAGAUACUGAUCUUGUUACAAAACGGGUUCUUUCUGCAAGACUGCUAAAAAUCAAUGAAUUGCAGAAUGAAGUAACUGAACUCCAGGUCAAGUUAGCUGAGCUGCUAAAAGAAAAUAAGGCUUUGAAAAGGCUUCAGUAUCGGCAGGAGAAAGCCCUGAAUAAGUUUGAAGAUACAGAAAAUGAAAUCUCACAACUUAUUGCUCGUCAUAACAAUGAGAUUACAGCACUCAAAGAACGCUUAAGAAAAUCUCGAGAGAAAGAACGGGCAACUGAGAAAAGGGUGAAAGAUACAGAAGGUGAACUAUUUAGGACAAAACUUUCCUUACAGAAACUGAAAAAGAUCUCUGAAGCUAGACACCUACCUGAACGAGAUGACUUAGCAAAGAAACUCGUUUCAGCAGAGUUAAAAUUAGAUGACACCGAGAGAAGAAUUAAGGAACUAUCAAGAAACCUUGAGCUAAGUACUAACAGUUUCCAGCGACAGUUGCUUGCUGAAAGGAAAAGGGCAUAUGAGGCGCAUGAUGAAAAUAAAAUUCUUCAAAAUGAGCUACAACAACUACAUCACAAAUUAAAGGAAAAGGAGAGAGAACUGGACUUAAAAAACAUAUAUUCUAAUCGUCUGCCGAAGUCUUCUCCAAAGAAAGAAAAAGAAAUUACAUCAAAAAAAAAUGCUGCAUGCCAGAGUGAUUUUACAAACCAGUGUACAAAAGAAGUACAAACCAGUGAAGACUUCGAGCUGGAGGAAUAUCCUAUAACAGCACAAACAGUUAUGUGUUAUGAAAACAAAUGGAAAGAACCUGAACGUCUUUCUUUGGAUCUGGAAUCUCAAGAGAGAGGUGAUCAUGAAGAAGCUGGGAUUCUAAACCCAAUUGUGGAAAGAGAAGACAAAUUUGUUAAAGAUCAAGGACUCCAUGCUGUGAAACAGGAGGCUGAGAAGCUGGAGGAUGAGCGGGAAAGAGAAGAACUUGCUAAAAAGCAAAAGGAAAAGACAUCUUUGUUGGAGAGAGAAGAAAAGCCAGUGUUGGAAACUGGAAGAUACCGAAUGGAAACGUACCAAAUUCAAAAUACUGACAAAUUGGAAGAAGAGGAAGAAGAAAGGCUAAAGAGAGAAAUGCUACUUGCUAAACUGAAUGAAAUCAGCAGAGAACUCCAAGGUUCUCGGAAUCUAAAAUAUCCUUCUCUGCCAUUGCUUCGUGAUUUGGAAUCAAAACUGCGCUCCCCAGAGAGAAACCCCAAAACACACACAUUCUUUGAAUCCUCGGAGAGAUUAUUUAAUGGGCAUCAUUUGCAAGACAUCAGGCUUUUCAGUACAAAAGGCGAUGGUCAGAAUCCGGGCAGUAUCAGAAAACCAGCCUCGCCAGAUGGGCUUGCAUUUGGUAGCUAUGUGCCUUCAUUUGCGAAAACGUUAGGCAAGUCAAGUCCAGUUAGCCACAAGAGUAGCCUUUUGGAUUUCCAAAGAAACAAUACAGAGGAAUUUAGUAAAGACAGUGGCGAUUUAAUUACAAGAAAAGAGAAAAAAGCUAAUCUGAUGGAACAGCUAUUUGGUGCCAGUGGUGGCAGCAGCGUUUCCUCUAAACGCAGUGGCCCACAUUCUCUGGCUGCCACCAGUGGAGACUUUGACCCUCUAAAGUUUCUCCCUGGGGAUAAAAGCAGCAGGGGUAGGGAAUAUGAUGAUGACAAUGACAAUGACCUUUUCUUCAGCGAAGGAAGAAGUUUUAAUCCAAAUAGACACCAAUUAAAACAUGCAAACAAUAAACCAGCAGUAAAAGGUGAUUCUGUAGAAGAUGAAAUUGAAGAAGUAGCACUGAGAUGACUGACUAGAGUAUAUAUUUUUUCCAAUUGUAAAUAUUAAAAUGUUUUAAUACGGUA
Molecule: messenger RNA, 2401 nt
Organism: Lagenorhynchus albirostris (white-beaked dolphin)
Lineage: Eukaryota; Metazoa; Chordata; Mammalia; Artiodactyla; Delphinidae
Gene: LCA5
Product: lebercilin LCA5
Exons: 7
Coding region: 240-2345 (701 amino acids)
Biological process (GO): intraciliary transport
Cellular component (GO): axoneme
Source: RefSeq, a predicted model, not a curated record